Rhinocladiella mackenziei CBS 650.93 is the source of this 3783-nucleotide messenger RNA. RefSeq lists its product as uncharacterized. Gene Ontology annotation, molecular function: DNA-directed RNA polymerase activity; DNA binding; ribonucleoside binding. The record is from RefSeq and is a predicted model, not a curated record. The transcript has a single exon. Gene Ontology annotation, cellular component: RNA polymerase II, core complex. NCBI's taxonomy places the organism in Eukaryota, Fungi, Ascomycota, Eurotiomycetes, Chaetothyriales, Herpotrichiellaceae. Bases 1 to 3783 code for a protein of 1260 amino acids. Gene Ontology annotation, biological process: DNA-templated transcription.
AUGACCGAUUACGGGGAUCAAAAGUACGAUGUGAACGGUUAUUACGGAGAAGAUGUCGGAUAUGAUGACGGGGAAGGGGUUGAUCAGGACAUUACUUCGGAAGAUUGCUGGAAGGUCAUCAGUUCAUUCUUCGAUGUCAAGAAACUGGCCUCUAUGCAGAUCGACUCGUUCAACCACUUCAUGAGAUCGGGGUUGCAGGAUCUGGUCAACGAGAAGGGAGGAGUGACACUGGACCACGCGCAAAACAUUGAUGAAGAUGAUCCCAAUCCGGUUGUUAUCAAGAGACAUGAAGUCAAAUUCGGCAAGGUCACACUCAGCAAGCCCAACAUGGUGGAAGGAGAUGGUGUCACGACGGAUUGUAUGCCACACGAAGCGCGAUUACGAAGCCUAACGUACGCGAGCCCUGCGUUUGUGAAAAUGACGAGAAAAACAUACUACGCGAAAGAGAAGCCCUGGGAUGACGACAGCGCGGAUCAAGGCGUCAUGAAGGAGGAUGGGACCGAGCUGUUCUGGCGAGAAGGCACAGACGAGGAUGAUUACGACACGGAGCGAGAGGUCUACAUUGGCAAAAUCCCCAUCAUGGUCAGAAGUAUGACAUGUCACCUGAUGAGCGACAGAUUUCAAAGCGAGAAGGAUUUGUUCGCCUGGGGAGAAUGCCCUUAUGACCAAGGUGGCUAUUUCAUCAUCAACGGGAGCGAGAAAGUCCUGAUUGCCCAGGAACGAAGUGCUGGAAACAUUGUUCAGGUCUUUCAGAAGGCCGCUCCCUCCCCAUUCACCCAUCUUGCCGAGAUCAGAUCGGUCAUCGACCGGGGCGCCCGGAUGAUGUCUCAGUGCACGGUCAAACUAUUCCGGAGAGUUGAUGGUCCUGAUGGAACCAAAAUCGAUAACCCGAUCCGAGUUCAACUUCCAUACGUCAAGCAGGAUAUCCCGCUGGUCAUUGUCUUCCGCGCCUUGGACAUUGUUUCCGACGCCGACAUUUUGGAAAAGAUCUGCUUCGACCAAAGCGACCAGGAAAUGAUGGAUAUGCUAAUGGGCUCUCUCCAAGAAGGUCAACCUAUACAAGGUGCCGACCUGGCGAGAGAUUUCAUCGCUCGUCGGGGAAAUGUUCCGACUCUGAAGAGUCAUGAGCGACAAAAGCACGCAACGGACAUCUUGCAGAAGGAAUUCCUGCCUCAUAUCGGACAAGGCCCCGAUGCUACGGCACGAAAAGCAUUCUUUCUGGGGUACAUGGUCAAUCGACUUCUGAAAUGCGCUCUUGGACGAGCGGAACCCGACGAUCGAGAUCAUCUCGGAAAGAAACGACUGGAUUUGGCGGGCCCGCUCAUGACCAAUCUCUUUCGCUUGCAAUUUGAUAAGGCCACCAAAGACUUCUAUCGCUACAUGCAGAAGCGUGUGGAGGCGGGCCAGCCGAUCAAUAUUAUGGCCGGCUUCAAGCAUCCAAUUAUUACCAGUGGCUUGAAAUACUCUUUGGCCACGGGCAAUUGGGGCGAUCAAAAGAAACUGGACAAGGCGAAAGCCGGCGUUUCCCAGGUUCUCAGUCGCUACACUUUUGCCUCCACUUUGUCCCAUCUUCGCCGGACCAAUGCUCCCAUCGGACGAGAAGGUAAAAUUGCCAAGCCUCGUCAAUUGCACAACACCCAUUGGGGCUAUGUGUGUCCGGCCGAAACUCCCGAAGGGCAAGCUUGUGGUCUGGUCAAGAAUCUGUCUCUCAUGUCAAUGGUCACCAACUCUUAUGAAACUGGACCUCUCGUCAACUACGUUAUGACAAAGCAUGUGGAGGCACUUGAAGACUGGGAACCUCGUCUCAAUCCUCAAGCUACCAAGGUCUUUGUCGAUGGCGUCUGGUUUGCAGUGGUCUUGCGGGAUCCGAAACGCCUAGUUGAUGAUCUCCGAAAGCUUCGGAGAAAGGGGGUGUUCGAUGCCCAAGUCAGUUUGGUGUGGGAUAUUCGGGACAAGGAAUUCAGAAUAUCGGGUGACUCAGGCCGAAUCGUUCGCCCCUUGUUCGUCGUCGAAACGGAUCGGUCUUCCGAAAAUCUCGGAAAUCUUGUUCUGAACAAGGAACAUAUCAACAAGCUCGAUCAAACCGCAUACCUCAAGGAAAGCGGCUUCCAGUUCACCGACGAAGUUCGACCUUAUGGAUGGACCGAUCUGUUGGAAAAUGGUGUCGUCGAGUACCUGGAUGCCGAAGAGGAGGAGACGGCAAUGAUCAUCAUGACACCCGAAGCUCUGGCCGAUUCGAAAGCCAAAUGGCUGGGCAUGGAGAUUGAGAACGAAGAUGAUCCGUUGAGGAGGAACGAUCCGCUCCUGAACCCUCACGCACAUACCUUCACCCACUGCGAAAUCCAUCCGAGUAUGAUCUUGGGCGUCUGCGCGAGUAUCAUUCCCUUCCCCGAUCAUAACCAAUCGCCUCGUAAUACCUACCAAUCGGCCAUGGGUAAACAAGCCAUGGGCGUUUUCCUCACGAAUUUUGACCAGCGCAUGGAGACCAUGGCCAAUAUCCUCUACUAUCCUCAGAAGCCUUUGGCGAGGACGAUGGCUAUGGAUUACUUGAAAUUCCGAGAACUCCCAGCCGGUCAAAAUGCCAUUGUUGCCAUUGCAUGCUACUCAGGCUACAACCAGGAAGAUUCCGUGAUCAUGAAUCAAAGCUCCAUCGAUCGCGGCCUUUUCCGAUCUCUGUUCUAUCGAGCUUACCAAGACGCCGAAAAGAGUGUGGGACACUCUGUGGUGGAGCAGUUUGAAAAGCCCACGAGGGCCGACACCCUCCGUCUCAAACAUGGUACCUACGACAAGCUUGAUGAAGAUGGUAUUGUGGCUCCAGGUGUGCGUGUGAGUGGUGAAGAUAUUAUCAUCGGCAAGACGGCUCCGAUGGCUCCAGACGCCGAAGAAUUGGGUCAGAGACAAAAGCAACACAUCAAGCGUGACGUCUCAACGCCCCUGAGAUCUACCGAAUCUGGAAUGGUUGAUCAAGUCAUGCUUACCACCACGGCUGAAGGUCACCGAUUUGCCAAGGUACGCGUGAGGACCAUCAAGGUUCCCCAGAUUGGUGACAAGUUUGCGUCGCGUCAUGGCCAAAAGGGUACCAUUGGUAUCACCUACCGCCAGGAGGAUAUGCCUUUCACCAGAGAGGGGAUUGUCCCUGAUCUCAUCAUCAAUCCACACGCCAUUCCCUCUCGCAUGACUAUUGCUCACUUGAUCGAAUGUCAGCUGUCCAAGGUUGCCACCCUCCGUGGCGAUGAAGGCGACGCUACUCCAUUCACCAAAGUCACGGUCACACAGAUCUCGGAGCUCCUGCGCAGAAUGGGAUACCAGUCACGCGGCUUCGAAGUCAUGUACAAUGGACACACCGGUAGAAAACUAGUGGCCCAAGUCUUCCUGGGUCCAACCUAUUAUCAACGACUCCGACACAUGGUCGAUGACAAAAUCCACUCUCGUGCCCGUGGUCCUACCCAGAUCCUCACUCGUCAACCUGUCGAAGGUCGUGCCCGUGACGGUGGUCUGCGAUUCGGAGAAAUGGAACGCGACUGUAUGAUCGCCCACGGCGCCAGUUCGUUCCUGAAGGAGCGCCUCUUCGACGUCUCAGACCCCUUCCGAGUUCAUAUCUGCGAUAUCUGCGGUCUCAUGACGGUGAUUGCCAAGCUCAAAAAGAACACGUUUGAGUGCAAGAACUGUAAUAACAAGAACAAGAUCAGCCAGAUCUACUUGCCGUAUGCGGCCAAGUUGCUGUUCCAGGAACUCUGGAGUAUGAAUAUCGCGGCCAGAUUGUACACCAAGAGAAGUCGUUAG